Messenger RNA from Lonchura striata (white-rumped munia), 3744 nucleotides. RefSeq names its product SMCR8-C9orf72 complex subunit (gene SMCR8). Gene Ontology annotation, molecular function: GTPase activator activity. The record is from RefSeq and is a predicted model, not a curated record. Lineage: Eukaryota; Metazoa; Chordata; Aves; Passeriformes; Estrildidae. Gene Ontology annotation, cellular component: guanyl-nucleotide exchange factor complex.
UGCCUCCCGCGGGGCCCGGCCGUGCCGGCGGGACCGGGGCCGCGUCGCUGCUCCAUGUCGGUCCCGUCCUGCGGGAAAUAUGAUCAGCGCCCCUGACGUGGUGGCCUUCACCAGGGAGGAGGAGCUGGAGGAUGAUCUGUACCGCGAGCCGCCCCUGCCCGAGGAGUACUCGGUGCCGCUGUUCCCCUUCUCCGGCCAGGGCGCCAACCCCUGGGCCAAGGUCGCCGGCUCCAAGUUCACCCGGGACUUCAUCCUCAUCUCCGAGUUCUCGGAGCAAGUGGGGCCCCAGCCCCUCCUGACCAUCCCCGAUGACGCCAAAGUGUCGGGCACCUUCGAUCUCAAUUAUUUUUCCCUGCGGAUCAUGUCUGUGGAUUACCAGGCAUCCUUCGUGGGGCACCCUCCCGGCUCUGCCUACCCGAAGCUGAACUUCGUGGAGGAUUCCAAGGUGGUGCUGGGGGACUCCAAGGAAGGGGCCUUUGCCUACGUGCACCACUUGACCCUGUAUGACCUGGAAGCCAGGGGCUUUGUGAGGCCCUUCUGCAUGGCCUAUAUUUCUGCUGAUGAGCACAAAAUCAUGCAGCAGUUUCAGGAACUCUCCACCGAGUUCUCCAAAGCCUCCGAAUGCCUGAAGACGGGGAACCGGAAAGCUUUUGCCAACGAACUGGAAAAGAAACUAAAAGACCUUGACUACACCAGGACCGUCCUGCACAACGAGACUGAGCAACAGAAGAAAGCCAACGACAAGGGGUAUUACACGACCCAGGCCAUUGAGAAGGCCAAUGAGCUGGCCAGUGUGGAAAAGUCAAUCAUCGAGCACCAAGACCUGCUGAGGCAAAUCCGGUCGUAUCCCUACAGGAAACUGAAGGACUCUGAAUUCCACCCCUACGAGCCAGACUGUGCCCUGGACCGGGCUGACGUGGGCAGCGAUCAGAACCCCACUGCCUCUGACCCCACUGAACUCGGAGAAACUCACCUUUACACCCACGUGCCAUCCUACACCCCCAAACUCAUCAAAGCCAAGUCUGCCAAGUGCUUUGACAAGAAGCUGAAGACACUGGAAGAACUCUGUGAUGUUUAUUUUUUCACCCAGACACUUGACCAGUUGCACCAUAUCGAGAGGACUUUUCGGGGGGAUGUUUGUUACCUCCUGACAGAGCAGAUCAGCCGGGCUCUCCUAAAGCAACAGAGUGUCACCAACUUCCUCUUUGAGGAUGUGUCUGUCCUAGAUGAAAAACCUCCUGAAAAACAGUACAGAGGUUGCCAGGGGCUCGGCCAAGAUGCCAUAGAUGAAAAGUGUUCAGAAGAGUCCCUUGCUCCCAAAGUGGUCAUCAGCCUGGGCUCCUACAAGUCCAGUGUGGAGUGUGUGCCCAUCAAGAUGGAGCAGGAAACGGAAGACUCUGAAGAGCCCAAAAUGUCUGAGUCUGUGAUAUCUGAGCACCAGGAGAACCUGGACUAUCUGGAUGCAGAUAUCAAAGGCAGCAUCAGUAGCGGGGAGAGCAUCGAGGUGCUGGGGACGGAGAAGUCGGGAUCUGGGCUGACAAAAUCAGAGAGCCAGGCCAGCCUGCCCGUCAUUCCCAGCCCCCAGGCGGGCCGCAGCAAGGUGGGCAGCCGGCGCACGGUCAGCGAGGACAGCAUCGAGGUGCUCAGCACGUGUCCCUCCGAGUCCCUCAUCCCGGAGGACUUCAAAGCGAGCUACCCAAGUGCCAUUAACGAGGAGCCCUACGCCGAUGAUGAUGAGGGAGGCCUUCGCUUCACCCCCAGAGCGAACCCGGGCGUGGAUGAUGGGCAGGACGACAUCUCAAAGGAAGAAAGCUUAGUGCAGGUGGAUGCUGCGUGCUGUAUCGGGAAGGAGAGUCCCAACUUCCUGGAGGCCCUGCCCGAGCUGGGGCAGAAGCCGUGCGAGGAGGACGGCGUGGUGCGGAUCCCCCCGCAGCCGUACCGGCCGGCCGAGCAGGGGCUGCGCGGGGGCUUCCCCUCCCACCACGGCCUCCCAGGGGGGCUCCUGCCCUGCGAGCUCGACUCGCGCUACCUGACGGGCAGCAGGGAGGUGAGUAAGAGCAGCCUGGACGAGUGCUCGGACUCCACCAGCCACAUCAGCAGCGCCGCCUCCACGUGCUCCGACAGGACCCCGUCCCCAGCCCACCCGGCCUGCGCGGCCGGGGAGAGGCACAGGAAGAGAGCCGGGCAGAACGCGCUGCGCUUCAUCCGCCAGUACCCCUUUGCCCACCCCGCCAUCUACUCCCUGCUCAGCGGGAGGACCCUGGUCGUGCUGGGGGAGGACGAGGCCAUGGUCAAGAGGCUGGUGACGGCGCUCUCCAUCUUCGUGCCCAACUGCGGCGCAUACGCCAAGCCCGUGAAGCACUGGGUCACCUCCGCUCUGCACUUGGUGGAUUUCCAGAAGUGGAAGUUGAUUGGACUCCAGAGGGCAGUGUCCCCUGCCGGGGUGAACGUGCUGCACGCCCUGAGCCGGUACAGCCGCUACCUGAGCAUCCUGGACGCCGACAGCAAGACCCUGCGCUGCCCCCUCUACAAGGGCACCGUGGUGGCCCGGCUGGCCGACCACCGCACGCAGAUCAAGCGUGGCAGCACCUACUACAUGCACGUCCAAAGCAUCCUCACCCAGCUGUGUUCUAAAGCCUUCCUCUUCACCUUCUGCCAUCAUUUGCACCUUCCCAUCAGCGAAAGGGAACCGGAGGAAUCCGUUGUGAAUCGCAGGAUGAACUUCCUAAAGCAUCAACUGGGCCUUGCAAAUGAAGAUAUCAAAAUCGUGCAGUACUUGGCCGAGCUGCUGAAGCUGCACUACAUUCAGGAACCGGGGCAAGGGGGGAACCCCCUGCUCAGAUUUGACUAUGUUCCCAGCUUUUUGUACAAAAUCUAGCCUUGCACAGGCCGUGUGCCCACGUGCUCAGAGUCUGACAGAGCUCAUCCGUGCUUGACAUUGCCGCUGUCUGCAGUAGCUCUCACACAUCGGGAAGGGGCCAAGGUGUUUGUGUCUCUGCCCCACAGAAAUCCAGGUCUGCAGGAGUGGAUUUCUGGCUGUUCCCUGUAGCCAAAAGUGUAGAUGUUCCAUCACAUAAACCAUCGGGCACUCUGUAAAUGUCAGAAGGGACACUGUUAAAGUGGAUCACGGCAGCAUCCCGGGGGGUUAUGGCAUGAGGGGUGGUGGGUGAUCUCGGGGAUCAAUACUGACUAGUGUGCAGCCCCCCAUCUAGCACAGUGUCCUGAACACUUCUGCCAGAACCCUGAGCACUGUCAGUCCCUUCCAAGGAGCCAGGGCUGUGAUCAGAGGUGUGAAGGCCAUGUGAAGUUUUAUAUCCACUGAUGUGACUGUCAUGGGGGCGUAGCUCAGAGCCCCCUGGCAGGGAAGCAGCUCGCAGGUCUGUGCACAGCUACAAUGGAUGGUGUCCCUGCACUGAGUUUCUGGGCACUUCCCAGGAUAGGUCAUCCCUGAGUGAGUGGGAGCACAGUGGAGGCACACAUGCUUCUCUCCAGAAAGGGUUUCCCAGUAUCUCCCAGCUUUGUGAAAAUCAGGAAUGUUGGAAGCACUCCCUAAGGCUGGUGAGCCCCGAGGCACCGGCCGCUGCGAAUGUAGAGCACUGUGCCUUGUUCAUUUGUCACAUCCCAUUUGCUGGGCAGCCUCCGAGCAGGCUGCAGGGAGACUGGGAAUCCUCAACUGUGAGGUCAGAGCUGGCUUUUUAAAGGCAGAAGGGAACUGAAGGAGGGUGAGGGCCCUCUUUUUAGGUG